This is a messenger RNA of Xenopus tropicalis (tropical clawed frog), 6158 nucleotides long. It is a transcript of the gene slmap, whose product is annotated as sarcolemma associated protein. The transcript has 23 exons. Lineage: Eukaryota; Metazoa; Chordata; Amphibia; Anura; Pipidae. The record is from RefSeq and is a predicted model, not a curated record. Gene Ontology annotation, cellular component: membrane; endoplasmic reticulum membrane; sarcolemma. Bases 931 to 3393 code for a protein of 820 amino acids.
CUCGUUCUUAGUUUAGGUACUCAGUCUGAUACCCCCCCCACCCCCCGUUCUUAGUUUAGAUACUCAGUCUGAUACCCCCCACCCUCAGUGUUUGGCCCAUUAGUCCAUACUUGAUUACCUUUGAUAACUGACUCCCUUUCCAUUCGUCAAGCUUACAACUGCCCUAGCCCCAAUAUUACAUACCCCUGCUGAUAAAUACUGGUAAACGUUAUAUUACCCCCCCCCUCCCCAAAGCCCGGAUACCCAUCUCCUUAUUAGAGAGAAAUCUUCCCUCCCUAUGCAGGCACUGGGAUAACCCUGUAUUGUGGGCAUCACUGGGCCUGUUCUACUGAAAUCUGCCCCUCUGUUUCUGCCCCUCUGGGAGUCCAGUUGAAACCUUCUGAUCUCUGCAGCCCCAGUCCCUGCUGUUUCCAUUUAACACUGACAUCCUGGGUUUGUUUCAUAUUCUGUGUACUGGAUAACUGUUUUUGGCAGCGUCGGAGUCCUUGGGGGGGGUUUGGACUUGCCAUUUGCUUGGCAUAGAGUGGUAAAGAAUCCCAAGCAGACUGGCACUGUAUGACGCUGCUAAGGCUUUACUGGCACUAACGGAACAGUAGCUAACCCUUGGAUUGUGCAUGACUUGGAAGCAGGCAAGGAAAGCUGUUUUCCAUCUGGCAUAUGUGGCUAUCUCUGCUCUUCCUGAUGAUGGAUUAAAAGUACUUUGGAGGGCAAGUUAAACCCAAGGUGUUGGAGGCAGUCUUGCAUGGGACCAGUAUGGAGCAUUGGCCGGGGAACUGGAAGGAUUGUUUACAGACUGGUCCACACUCCUUUUAGCCAAAUUGUGUUAUGAAUAGGUGAUACGCUCCACAGAAAUCUGGUGAUCACAGCACAGGGCUGCCUGGACCAGCCUUUGUUCCUAAUUAGAUUGACCCACUGCCCAAGCUGUCUCAGAUGCCUUCAGCCUUGGCAAUCUUCACCUGCCGCCCCAAUUCCCACCCUUUCCAAGAGCGCCAUGUCUACUUGGACGAGCCAGUCAAGAUUGGCCGCUCUGUGGCUCGCUGUCGCCCAGCACAGAACAAUGCAACCUUUGACUGCAAGGUGCUGUCAAGAAACCACGCACUUGUCUGGUUUGACCACAAGACUGGCAAGUUCUACCUUCAAGACACUAAGAGUAGUAACGGUACCUUCAUAAACAGCCAGAGGCUGAGCCGUGGUUCUGAAGAAAGUCCACCAUGUGAGAUCCUUUCGGGGGACAUCAUUCAGUUUGGGGUAGACGUAACGGAAAACACCAGAAAAGUGACCCACGGCUGUAUAGUGUCCACUGUAAAACUCUUCUUGCCAGAUGGGCUCGAGACGCGGCGACGAUCAGAUGUCAUCCCAGCUGCGCUACCCAGUCCCAUUGACAAGGUUGCUGCUCACACUCCCAGUAUGUACUCUCAGGAACUUUUCCAGCUUUCCCAGUAUCUACAGGAGGCCUUACAUCGGGAACAGAUGUUGGAACAGAAGCUGGCCACUCUUCAGAGACUAUUAGCCAACACACAGGAAGCCUCGGAUACUAGUUGGCAGGCCCUAAUAGAUGAAGACCGGCUGCUAUCAAGAUUAGAAGUGAUGGGGAACCAGCUGCAGGCUUAUUCCAAGAGUCAGACGGAUGAUGGAAUAAGAAAGGAAAUGAUCGCUUUGCAAGAAGACAAACACAACUACGAGACAACGGCCAAAGAGUCCCUGAGGCGGGUCCUUCAGGAGAAGAUAGAGGUGGUGCGGAAGCUGUCAGAAGUAGAGCGGAGUCUGAGUAACACAGAGGAUGAAUGUACCCACCUGAAGGAGAUGAAUGAACGCACUCAAGAAGAAUUGCGGGAAUUGGCCAACAAGUACAAUGGAGCCGUGAAUGAGAUUAAAGAUCUUGCAGACAAAUUGAAGGCGGCAGAAAGUCGGCAAGAGGAAAUCCAGCAGAAAGCUCUCGCAGAGAAAAAAGAACUGCAGAAUAAAAUUGAUGAAAUGGAAGAGAAGGAACAGGAGCUACAAGCUAAAAUCGAGGCCUUGCAAGCAGACAACGACUUCACGAAUGAACGACUUACCGCCUUACAAGUACGAUUAGAGCAUCUUCAAGAGAAAACACUUAAGGAACACAACAGCUUAGGCAUCCAAGUUGGCGACUUCAUACCCAAAAUCAACGGCAAUGCAGAUAAAGACAAACUGAUCGACCAACACCUGAUCCGAGGCGACCAGGAGCGGCAGCGCUUGAAAGAGAGUCCGCCGGAAGCAAAGGAGUCCGAUCUCUCCGACACCCUCAGCCCGUCCAAAGAGAAAAGCAGCGACGACACUACAGCAGACGGCCAAAUGGACGAACAAGAGCUCAACGAAUCCCCUAACAAAGUCACUCUAUUGAAAGAUGAGCUGCUCCACGCUGGGGCGAAUGAGGCAAAACCGGAAAUCCAACAGCUGCACAAGGAGCUCCUAGAGGCACAAGAGGCGCUCAGAACAAGCAAACAGAAGUGCCUAGAACUGCAAGCUCUGUUGGAAGAGGAAAGUAGAGCCGGCAGGCAGCAAGCGGAGGAAUCUACUAAGCAAAUUCAGCAUCUCCAGGCCCAGUUACAGAGGUUGCAGAAGGAAAUCGAGGUUCUGCGUGAGCAGAAAGAGAAUGAGAUCGGCAGCACUCGGGAGGCGCUACUGCACGCUCAGGAAGAGAUCGAGAUACUAAAACGUGUGUCGGAGCAGGUUGCCUCGGAGCGGGAAGGGGACAUUGCGGAGCUGCAGGGGGAGCUGCAGGAGGUGCGGUUUGAGCUGGAGCACUGGCGCAAGGCGGCCUCGCAAUACGAGAAGGAGAUCGAGAACCUGCAGGCGAGUUUCCAGGCACAGAGCCGGGAGCGGGACGAGCAGCAGAGGAAAGAAGCAGCUCGGUGGCAGGCUGAACUGGAGGGGUUAAGGCAGAAUGUGAGCUCCCUGGAUGGCGACUGCCUUGCCCUGCGGAAGGAGAACGCUCUGCUGAGUGAGCAGUGCCAGAGGAUUGAGAGAGAGCUGCACAGCUCCCAGAAACAAUCUCAAGAUCUCACCAAUGACCUCAGUGUCCUCGAACUUAGUCGAAAGGAGCUUGAGAACCAAGUUGGCUGCUUGAAAGACCAGAAUCAGAGAGAGGCGGCCAACUUGAAAAUUCAGCUUAAAGAGGCCGAAAAGAGAGUCGUCGGGGUCCAGCAAGAUUUUGAUAACACCCAGAUGAAGCUCUCUGAGCUCAGGGAAACCGUGGAAAAGGCUGAACAGGAGAAGCAGUCGGUGGUGGAGGAGCUGAAACAAUGUAAAGAGAACCUGAAGCUGCUGCAGGAGAAAGGAACUAAUCCUUCCGUGUCACUUCCCGUCCCCGCCAUUUACAUCGGGCUAGUCCUGGCCUUCCUCUACUGGUGUUACGGCCUCUUGUGCUAGAGAAAGAGACAGUGGCCUUGGAUAACCGUGGUGGCAGCAGCCUUGUUUGCCGUGACUGCCGUAAUGUUGUAUCCCGGCCUUACCAAAGGCGCGCCAUGAAGGCCUCAACUACUCAAGCCAUGCACCCGUCCUCCAUGCCCCCCGCUAUUGCUGACCCCCUGGGGGGCAGAUCCCUAAUCUUCCUUUUUACCUCUUUGCAGCAUUAGGGCACUGCUUGCCGCUGUCAUAUCUAUCUGGCAGCCAGGGGGCGACGUUUUGCGUGCAGACUUUAUAUUUUUUCCCCCUGUAGGAUUGGGAAUGUUGCCCCGGCGGCCCGAGUAGGGGGGGCGGGGGGGGGGUUAUUCAGCACCAAAUUAUUUAUGCUGUUUGGGUUUGUGGCUCUUUUACUCUAAUUGUGAAGAAUUAAAUGGAUUACUUGAUAACGAUUGGAUGUGACUGUGCCCGCCCACCUUCUGACCCACAACACAGAUUGGGUAUUUAUGCUCUUAUGGGUCAGAUAGGCACGGGCUGGUAUUAAAGGAAGAACCUCUUCCGGUGCCCGGGAUGUGCCCUUUUUAUCUACCCAUUUUCUAAUUGGUCAGGUUUCGGCUUUAGCAACUCCAAAUCCCUGUACCCUCGGCCAGAGGAGGAUGCUGGGAGUUGUAGUUGAGUGCAGCUGGAGACUGAUGAGUUUAACACAUUUGUUACCCAGUGUUCCUCUCCGGGCAUCUGUGUCUCUGUAUAAUAGUGUAUUGUGCCCGCUUUGUGCCCACGGAAACCAUUCGCUCACUGAUUCUUCCCAUCCGGAAUGUAAUAUAUUGUGUUGGAACAGAUCCGGGGGGGCGGGGGGGCACUUCUCAUUUAUCUGUGGAUGAAAUUUGUAUAUUAAAUUGAAGAGAAUGAAUUGUCUCUGUACUGCAGCUUUAAUUGGCAACGGGAGUGGCCCCAGGGCCCCAGCGGUGUAUAUGUUUAAUCACAUUAUAGCUAUCGGGCACAGAGCUUUGGGGGUAGGGCUUGGCCACUCCCCCUAUAGGGGGCACCAAUGUUUGGGGGUGGGGUUAAUCCUCUUGGUUUUUUUUUUUAUGGGGACAGGGUUGGUUGUGGGGGUUCGACCCUCCAUCCCAUAAUAUAUCAUUACAUUUAAAGUGCAUUCAGUGUGCAGAGAGGUCUUACAACCAGGGGGCAGGGUGACGAUGGCCAAACGCUCUGUGUGGGGGCCACAGCCCAGUACCCCCGGGGAGCCCCUAACAGUAGCAGUCGGGCCAAGCCUUGGGCUGGGGAGCAGGGGUCAUUAGGAAGAGUUGCCCCAGUUAUGAGCUUAGGGUGUUGUACAGGGGGUGCAGGGAGUUGUAGUUUCACAGCUGGAGGGUCACACUAUGAGUAAGGCCGGGGGCUUUAAUGCUGCCAUUUAGCCUCUCUCUUCAGCCAAUCAGGGGGUGGGUUAGGGCCCAUUCUGACCCCACAGGGAACAUGUAGGUUCUGUUGCACCUCUGUAUGAGAAGUGGGUAUAGGGGGCGCUACUGCCCUGGGUAAUUGGUGGCACCUAAUCACCUUGUGUUUGGCCAGUAGCCACUUUUUGCCAUCAGACACUCUAGUUACUGAUUGGGCAGUUUGGCCUCACUGGCGUUACCUGUAUAGGGGGCAGUUUCUAUAGACAAUCCUUUAAUCCCAUUGGAUCAUCAUCUGUUCAGGCACAAUAUCCAGCCACCCAAGGGUGUGAGGGGAGGGGCAUCAGUCCCAGACCUUAUGGGGGCCCCCCUCAUGUUGAGAUGCUGAUUUGGCCCCUUGGCCAAUCUCCCAGCUGUUGCAGUUAUGGGCCUGUGUUUGUGGGCCGGAUACAGCCCCCCAGGCCUAUCAUUGCCUCCCUGGGUACUGGGGCAAUACAGCUUAUGGGAGCCACGCCCACAGGGGGCUUUCAGCCAUAUGGGUUUGUGCAUUAGGGGGGCUUAUAAUGGCAGGGGGAGUAUAUAGGAACCAGACUGCUGCUGGCUGUAUUGGGAAUGGGGGUCUGUGCAUUGGGUGCAUCCCGCCAAGACCAACUGCAUGUGGGAUUAGAAUGCUAUUGGCUACAUCAUGCUAGGGGUUAAAGGGUAAGUAAGCCCUAAGUACUUUGGUCAUUAUGAGAAAGGCAGGAAAGUAGUGCAGGUUAGGGUGGUGUUGGUAUAAUCAGUAUCAGUUUGCAAGAGAUAAUCAACCUGUGGCCCUCUGUCUGCCUACAACUCCCAGCAGCCUCCGGGGCGGGGGGCCUGUUUGCUGCCCAGACUCUAACACUCGCCAUGUUCCUGCACCUCCAUGUGUUUUAUUGAACAGUAGAGUCUACUUGUGGCCCCAAACCUGCUGCCUUCAGAUCCAUAGCGAACUGUAAUACUGAGAGAGAGCUAUAGGGGGGGCUGUGUGUGGGGCUGGGCUCUGGGGAGAGGCCUGUAGUUACCCCUGGCUCCCAGGGGGGGCGCCUCUCUGGCACCCGAGGGGUUUGGUUUAUUUUUGUGCUGGGGGGGGGGGAGAUAUUUUUGUAGCUGUGAGACGGUCCCUCGCCACCCCCCCGCCGCCACAUAACACUGAGACGCCAGUGGGUACCCGCUACCCGUGUAUAUAGGUUCUUGCAAAUAUUCUUCUGACAUGCGAAGGUUCAGAACGACAUUUUUUUAAAGUAAAUAAUUGUUUUAAAUCUAUUUUGUAAAAAUAUAAUAAAUAAAAAAAGGUUCCAUAGAAUUUCUGGAGCACAGAUGAAACUAUUUGCACUAACAAAUGUGACGUGCAUGAUUUAAUAAAUAACUUUACUCUCA